CGCGCGAGCGCGCAUCUUAAGCGGCCGGAAGAGCCCUUGCGCUAAGGAGCCCAGCAGGCGGAAGUGGCUCGUACGCCGGUAGCCGCCAUGCCGGGAGAUCACCGCCGCAUCCGCGGGCCGGAAGAGUCCCAGCCGCCGCAGCUGUACGCGGCCGACAAAGACGAGACCCCUGCCGCCCGCGAUCCGACGCGGCUACGACCGGUGUACGCGCGCGCCGGGCUGCUGAGCCAAGCGAAGGGCUCGGCUUACCUGGAGGCGGGAGGUACCAAGGUGCUGUGCGCCGUGUCGGGUCCGCGCCAGGCCGAGGGCGGCGAGCGCGGCGGAGGCCCUGCCGGAGCGGGCGGCGAGGCCCCGGCCGCCCUCCGCGGCCGUCUGCUCUGUGACUUCCGCCGCGCGCCCUUCUCCGGUCGCCGGCGUCGCGCCCCGCAGGGCAGCGGCGAGGAGCGCGAACUGAGUCUGGCCCUGCAGGAGGCGCUGGAGCCCGCUGUGCGCCUAGGGCGCUACCCUCGUGCUCAGCUCGAGGUGUCCGCGCUCCUGCUGGAGGACGGCGGCUCGGCGCUGGCCGCGGCGCUCACCGCCGCCGCGCUCGCCCUGGCCGACGCGGGAGUGGAGAUGUAUGAUUUGGUGGUGGGCUGCGGCCUGAGCCUCUCACCUGGGCCUUCCCCUACUUGGCUGCUGGACCCCACGCGGCUCGAGGAGGAGCACUCUGCAGCCGGCCUCACGGUGGCGCUCAUGCCUGUCCUCAAUCAGGUGGCCGGGUUACUAGGCAGCGGGGAAGGCGGCCAGACUGAGAGUUGGACGGAUGCCGUGCGCCUGGGCCUCGAAGGCUGCCAGCGCCUCUACCCGGUGCUACAGCAGUGCUUGGUGCGGGCUGCCCGCCGGAGGGGUGCCGCCGCUCCGCCUUGAUCGGAAAGCCUGAGCAGCAAGGAUGCAGAGGACUGCUAUCGCCCUUCUCUCCGGAAAGGAGCAGCGCCGGUGGUC
Acomys russatus (golden spiny mouse) is the source of this 981-nucleotide messenger RNA. It is a transcript of the gene Exosc6, whose product is annotated as exosome component 6. Gene Ontology annotation, cellular component: nuclear exosome (RNase complex); nucleolus; cytoplasmic exosome (RNase complex). Gene Ontology annotation, biological process: rRNA catabolic process; nuclear mRNA surveillance; poly(A)-dependent snoRNA 3'-end processing. Bases 88 to 906 code for a protein of 272 amino acids. The transcript has a single exon. The record is from RefSeq and is a predicted model, not a curated record. Lineage: Eukaryota; Metazoa; Chordata; Mammalia; Rodentia; Muridae.